Penaeus chinensis is the source of this 1695-nucleotide messenger RNA. RefSeq lists its product as uncharacterized. Bases 1 to 1695 code for a protein of 564 amino acids. NCBI's taxonomy places the organism in Eukaryota, Metazoa, Arthropoda, Malacostraca, Decapoda, Penaeidae. The transcript has 2 exons. The record is from RefSeq and is a predicted model, not a curated record.
AUGUGGAAUAUACAGAAGCUUCUCAGAGCCUUAAGCAAACACAGUACCAUUAAAGCACUAGAAACUUUGCACCAUGUAAAGUCAUCUGUAAAAAACCUUGCUUUUUCAUCCUAUUACUCAUGUGGCCAACAUAAUUUCACAUCAAGCAUAACCAAGGAUGACUUACUGUUGUUAAAUGACCUGAGUAAGAAUAAGGACAUAAUUGUAACCAAACCUGAUAGGGGGCAAGGUGUGGUUAUCUUAAAUAAGAGUGAAUACAUUGAAAAGAUGGAAAGCAUCCUACGAGAUAAAACAAAAUUCAUUCAAAUUGGAGAUGACUGCACCUCUCUCAUUAUCAAAAGAGGAGAUCAGCUCAAUAACAGGUUAAGAAAACUCAAUGAUAAUCAGUCAAUUGAUAAAGAUACAUAUUCACGUCUGUUCACUUCUGGAUCAAAAUCAGGCGUCCUGUAUGGGCUUCCAAAAGUUCAUAAAACAGGCUGCCCUCUUAGACCAAUUCUUUCAGCUAUUGGCACUUUAAACUAUAAUAUCUCUAAGUAUUUUAUUCCCAUUCUCAAAACACUGACUACCAAUGAAUUCACAAUACAUGAUACUUUCUCAUUUGUAAAAACAAUAUUAGACAUUCCCAAUGCCGACAGUUAUAUAAUGGCAAGCUUUGAUGUUACCAAUCUAUUCACAAAUGUCCCCCUUACUGAAACAAUUGAAAUUAUCACUGACUCUCUGUUCAACCAUAACACUCACAUAAAUGGCUUGGAUAAGGUACAAUUUAAGAAAUUGCUUGAAAUUGCCACUAAAGAUAUAACAUUCUUCUUUGAUGGCAAAUUAUAUAAACAGGUUGAUGGAGUGGCACUGGGUAGCCCCUUAGGUCCAACACUUGCAAAUAUAUUCAUGUGUUUUCAUGAAAAGAGAUGGCUCAGAAACUGCCCUCCUGACUUUAGACCCUCGCAUUAUUAUAGAUAUGUUGACGAUACAUUCCUUUUGUUUAAAUCACAGCUUGAAGUUCAGAAAUUCCUGCAAUAUAUGAACGGUCUACACAUGAAUAUCAAAUUUACUUGUGAGUUAGAGUCCAAUGGCAAACUUCCUUUUUUGGAUGUCUGUAUAAGCAGAGAUAACAAUAGGUUCUCAACUACAACAUACAGGAAACCUACUUACACAGGCCUCACCACAAAGUUCGAUUCCUUCAUUCCUAUCAAGUACAAAACUAAUUUAAUAAAUACCCUUAUUAAUAGAGCAUACAAAAUAUCAAAGUCAUAUCAAAUAGUCACCAAGGAAAUAGACUUUAUCACUGGCACCCUAAGAAGGAAUGGUUUUCCAUUGUUUGUCAUUCAGAGGUCCAUCAGACAAAGCUUAAAUAAUAUUUUUGUAAAAAGAGAACCAGUACAACUUGCCACCAAAGAUAUAAUCUACAUAAAUCUUCCAUACAUAGGCCCCAUGAGUUAUACUAUUAGAAGGAAGUUGUUAAACCUUGUAAACUUACACUAUUCAACUGUGGAUCUAAGGAUAACUUUCACAUCCACUAACACCAUUGGCCACUACUUCAAAGUAAAGGACAAGCUUCCCAACCUGUAUGUUCAUCUGUCGUCUAUAAAUUCACGUGCAGCAGCUGCAAUGCUGCUUACAUUGGAAAGACUUCUAGGAAUCUUUUCAUUCGUGCAGAUGAACAUAAAGGUAUUUCAUACAGAACAGGAAGACCACUAG